AUGCCGGUUCAGAGGGUAGAAGAAACGGCGGGCGGGCGAGUCCGCUGCCAGGAUUUCAGUUCAGAACUGGCCCUUUCCUGCCGGCUGGCCUUGCGGUACCUGGGGCUGUCGGCGGCGGUGGCUCAGCGCCCCCAUCCCUUCACAGGCCCGGAUGGCGAGCUGCUGACUGCGUUCCGUAGGUGGUUGGAGGUCUUACUCCUGGUGAAUGCCCUCCCGGGAUGCACAGUGCUGAUGCUCAUUAUCGGAUGGCCCUUUUACCAGUACCUUGCGAUGCUCCUGAUUAGGACGAUGGCUUUUCAGCUUCGGAUCCGCGAAAAUCGAGCCAGAGCUCGGACCAGACGGCUGCUAAGUUCUGCGUGGACCUGGGGGGUGCUCAGUUUAAGGCUGGGGCCUGUCCAGGAUCCCUUAACCAGACGACGAGUCUGUCUGAUCGUGGCCAAGAUGAAUGAUAUGGAAGAUUGUAAAGAAACUUUCCACAUUCAUGCCUGGGUAGCCGCGGUUCAGGACAUGGAAAGGAGGGCUUGCAGGGAGAAACCCUGGUGGGCUGUAUCCGAGAACUUUGACCUUCCGCUGGUAUUUUACAUGAAAGAAGACCCGGAGGAGCCCAUCUUUGGCCACCUUGACACAGACCUUCACAGCAUCGAGGCGCAGGCCACAUCCUGGUUCACAGCCGCAGGCCACAUCCGAGUCGCCGUAGUUGGACCGCCUGAGGCAAGGCCGUGGCUGUUUGAUAUGAUCUGGAGCUUGGAGAGACGGCGCUCUGACCAGCAGGCCCAAGGCCUCAAGAUACUGCAGCUAGUCCCGAGCCAUCCCCCGACCAAGGACGACCUGGCCGUCUCCCCCAGCACCCAGCUGUUCGCCAGUGCAAGUCUGCUUACCAGGGUGGGCCGGACCGUCUCUGCGGCUUUCCCAGGCUUCCCAUACCAAAUGGUAGCUUAUCCUCGAUUCCCUUUGAUUUCACUCUAUUAGUAAUAAAGGACUGAUACCCCCUGGACAAUUAGGAGGUGAGGGGAAGUUUUGGCUUUGGUGAGAAAUGGCAUUGAUAGAAGUUUGAAUCUGUGACCCAAUGUGCAAAGCCCUGUGCUGUCUUCUUUCCUUCGGAUAAGCUUAUCUGGCCCAGGAGGGUCUUUGAGCAGGUCCGGCACUGAGAUCUGCGGAACCAUGAUGAGCCAGCCACCUGUGCUGCCCCCCGGAGAUGCUGCCCAGCACCGGAGUAGGAAACAGAAAAGACAGCUCUUCCACAAGCUGCUUCACACACUUGCAGCCGGGGUUGAAUGAAGACAGGGGUUUCUAGAAAAGAAGGCUUCUCCUCUAGCGGCCUGUGUCUCACGAUGAGGCUCUUGCAGGUGAGAGAAGACGGUGCCCUGGACUACGGUGUGGUGGUGGACGCGCUAGGAAGUCGUUGAAUUUGGACUAUGUUUUAAAACCAGCAAGAUUUGUUAAUUUCCUGGUUUUUGGCCAGUUUUAAACAAAUGGCAAGAUCAGGAUCAUGGUAGAAAAACACUCAUGAGUCUGGUUGGAAGAAAACCAACCAUACUAUUCUCAAAGGGAAAAUUACGUUUACUUCUUAAUUGAUAACUGAAAGAUUAGUGGCUCAAAACGUAGAAGGAAACCUUUUAUUUUUUUUUAAAAGACAAUUGCAAAAAGACUGUUUUCUCCCUCAAUUAAGUUUCAUACUAAGAAUUAUCAAAUUAACAUUCUGCCUUCUUGGGACUGUAAUUCUGAUCUCUAAAUCCAUUUCACCAGAGAUUUCUGUAUGGGCAUAACUCAUAUAUUAAUACGUAGAAGUUAGUAUCUCAAAUACUGGAUUGAGACUACAUGUAUUUAAACCCUAACUCUACCACUAAAUAGCUUAAUGAUUUUUGGCAAGUUACUAAUAUCUCAGUGCAUUAGU
Molecule: messenger RNA, 1894 nt
Organism: Ailuropoda melanoleuca (giant panda)
Lineage: Eukaryota; Metazoa; Chordata; Mammalia; Carnivora; Ursidae
Product: KH homology domain-containing protein 1
Exons: 8
Coding region: 1-969 (322 amino acids)
Cellular component (GO): cytoplasm
Molecular function (GO): RNA binding
Source: RefSeq, a predicted model, not a curated record